CCCUAGACUAUAUUAAGCCAGUCAAAGGAACUGAAAGAAGCAAGGGAGUGGGGAUAAAAUGAAAGAUGAUUGCCAAAGUAAAAGGCCUUGCACAAGCUGCAAACAAGUGAAAACAUCUUCAGAAUGCUGUUAUCAUAGGAACUCACAGGCUGGUCUCCAUCCAGACAACUUGCCGGAAUACCUCAGGAAAAUAGUCAGACACAAAGCAGAGGCUAAGCAGGACAUUAACUGUGUGGAUGUGUGCACAAAGGGAUCUGAAAGCAACCCUGAGCCGCAAAACAAGAAUUUCUACCGUGCUGCAUCAACAGAUUGAUGGUGGCUUUUAUCUACUUACGCUUUUCACAGCUCGUAUCCCAUCUGUGUGAAUUCCACAUGUUUACUCCAGGGCCAAAGAAACUUUCGCCUGAAUUUGCUGAAGCAAAUUGACUUCCAGGACCCGCAUAAGUCGAGAGAAAUCUUCCUCAGACCCUGCUGCACAUUGACAGUGAAUAACAUGAAUGUCAGUUUGUGAAGAACUGCGGGAAUUUCAAGGUCUUAUUACUGAUGCUUAAUUCUGAUGUGAUGAAGCAACGCUGGAUAGACUCUACCUUCCUCCUGCAAUUGGUUCUUUGGAGGUGCAUCGCAACCUCUUUUGUUCAAGUGAAUCAUGAUAUUACAGUUCCCAAGGGCCUGUCUGUGUUCCUGUCAGAGAAGAACCUGGUGUUCAACAUCCCGAAGGAUAAGGACAGCUGCAAGGUGGAAGUGGUGAUGAAUGAACCAAUAACACAGCGGGUUGGGAAGCUUACCCCUCAGGUUUUUGAUUGUCAUUUCCUACCCAACGAAGUUAAAUAUUCACAUAAUGGAUGUCCAAUUCUGGAUGAAGAUCAAGUCAUGCUCAGAGCUUACAGGUUUACAGAGAAUGAAACUUUUACAGAAGCAUUCACCCUCCAUGUCCGGUUGCUUGACUCCGACUGUAACAUUGUCCAAGUGGGUGCAACAGCAUUGGAAGUCCACGAAUUUUAUGGUGUAUCCAAUCUAGUCGACAGAAAUGUACUUUCAUUUGACUUUGAUCAGUCUUCGAAUCUGGACUGUAUGGUGCGUGUGGCGACUCAAGAGACGUUUCUCCCAGCACAUGGACGUCUCGUCAUGGGGAAACUCUCCAUGGACCAGGCACGUGGUGACAAUCCACACAAAUCAAAGUGGAAUCUAGAAACGAACCAGGAAGAUUUAAAGGAGCUGCACACUUUUAAAGUAAGCUGUGAUGAGUUUCUUACAAUGGGCCUUCGCUACCAUCAUCUCAGGCCCCCUUCUCCUGAUGUUGACUACAUCGCCAUAAGAUUGGAACUGAUCGACCGCAGAAGCAAAAAUGUGCACAAGACAGAGAAUGCCUGGAUUCCAGUCAGAAUCACAAAUGCCUUUCCCAAUCAGUCUCCUAAAGUGAGUUUUAUGGCGAUGUUCAUCCUGGAUGUAGAUCAAUUCAUUCUGACCUCCAUGACCACAGGGAUCCUGGAUGGAGAAGACAGCGAGACGCCAAAAUCCCAGCUUGUGUUCAAUGUCACCAAACCGCCUCAGGAGGGCUACAUCACUCAUUUAUCUGACCACACCAAAUCAAUCACAUCAUUCACUUGGGUUGACCUGCAUGACUUGCUGGUCGCCUUUCAGCCACCAAACAGCAGUCAUACUGAAAGAAGGAACUAUGAGGUCGAAUUUGAAGUUCACGAUUUCUACUUCAGGAACAGUGCACCAGUCACGGUACACAUUUCAGUGAGGACAGCUGAUACCAAUGCUCCCAGAGUUUCCUGGAACAUGGGACUUGAUCUAUUGGAAGGCCAGUCUCGACCUAUCACCUGGGAACAGUUUCAAGUCGUGGACAAUGACGACAUCACUGCAGUUCGUUUGGUUACGGUGGCCGGCUUACAACAUGGACGGUUAACAGUAAGAGGUGGAAAAGGCUUCAUGUUUACAGUCAAUGACAUCAAAGCAGGUGUUGUCCGCUAUCAUCAUGAUGACAGUGACACUGCAAAUGAUUUCAUUGUAUUCAGAAUUUUUGAUGGUCUUCAUAGCACCCGACACAAAUUCCCUAUCAAGAUCUUACCCAAAGAUGACAGUCCUCCAUUCCUUAUCAACAAUGUAAUCUUUGAACUGUGCGAGGACCACGAAAUGCUGAUUGAGAAGUUUAUGCUUCAAGCAUCAGACAUGGACUCAAGUGAUGACUACGUCUUGUUCAAAAUCAUCAAAACUCCACAAGCUGGAGAGAUCAUUAAAAGAACAGCUCCUGGUCUGACAGGCUAUCCUAUCAACAGUUUCCUUCAGAGAGACCUCUUCAAUGGGGCAAUCUACUAUCGUCACUUGGGAGGAGAAAUGUUUGAAGAUUCCUUUGAGUUUAUUCUGCUUGACAGUCAUGACCCUCCAAACCUUUCAGAAACUCAGACUGUAAUUGUUCACAUCACCCCUGUGGAUGAUCAGCUUCCCAAGGAAGCACCUGGAGUUGUCCGCCAGCUCGUCGUUAAAGAGACCGAGAUGGCUCAUCUGACGAAGAACCAGCUGCACUUCACAGACACCGAGUCUCCAAACGGGCAAAUUGUAUAUACAAUCACAACUCCACCCUUCUUUACUUCAGUAUCUCGGCUGCUUGAUGCUGGGAAACUACUACUGACUGACAGCAUGAAGAAACUGAUUAAAGAGUCCAGUGCCCCAAUGCUCAGGUCAUUUACACAGGAUGCCGUGAACCACCUGAGAGUGGCCUACAUGCCUCCUCUGCAGGAUAUAGGGCCCUACCCACACCAGCUGCAGUUUCAUUUCUCAGUCAGUAACCAACAUGGUGGCACGUUAGUUGGCCUCUGCUUCAACAUCACGGUUCUCCCGGUCAACAAUCAAGCUCCUGAGAUAUACACAAAUCAAUUGACUGUCAAAGAAGGAGGAGUGGGCCAAAUUACCAUGGAUCAUCUGCUGGUAACUGAUGUUGACACACUGGAGGAUUACAUCAAGGUUGUGCUGCAGAAGAAACCAGUGCACGGAGAAGUAGAAGUGAAUGGAAUUCCGAUGAUUGAAGGCAACAUGUUCACUCUAGCAGAUCUCAAGAAACUCAGAGUUAGGUACCGGCAUGAUGACUCUGAGACAAUCUACGAUGAAGUCACCUUUUUAGCCACUGAUGAUUCAAAUUCAGCUGAAAAUGUCCUGGAGAUCAAGGUGACACCAGUGAAUGAUGAACCUCCGGCACUGAAGUCUGGUUUGAACCCCAUGCUCUACUGCCUUGAAGGGGGAGAAGUUGUCAUUUCGACAGAAAAUCUCCAUGCCACUGACAUUGACAGCAAUGAUGAGAAGCUGUUGUUUAUAAUUGCAAGGCAACCAUUACACGGGGUGGUACAGAAGCGCAACCAGAUUGCUGAUCACUUUACUCAGGCAGAAGUUAUUGCUGGAGUAGUGAAGUAUAUACACACAGGUGGUGAGGUGGGUUUAGCACCCUGCUUUGACACCAUGACGUUUGUCGUCUCUGAUUGGGAUGCAGGCACGCUUGGACACUGCUGCAAUGAAGAACCACUUGUUCCUCCAUUACCUCUGCACGAUUCUCUCCCUGUCUACGAUCUCAACAUCUCUGUCAUGCCCAUCGACAACCAACCACCAAAAAUUACUAUUGGUGAACUAUUUGUUGUUGAUGAGGGGUUUUCAGCUGCCAUCACUGUCGACCACUUGUGCGCUAGCGAUCCAGAUACUGCAGAUGAUGAACUGUCUUUCAUCCUGUGGUCCCCACCUAUGUUUGGUUACAUAGAGAACACAUUACCAUCGCCAGGGCACGAGAAGAGCAACAUGGGCAUCAGUAUAGGUUCAUUUGACCUAACGCACAUAAAAGAGUUGCACAUAAACUAUGUUCAGUCACGACAUCAACGGAUUGAACCAACAGCGGAUCAGUUCCUUCUGUAUGUUACCGAUGGGAAGCAUCGGUCCAUGGAAGUUCCAUUUUAUGUCAUAAUCCGACCUAUAAAUGAUGAAACACCAAGUUUCCUGGCCAGGAAUAUCACUGUGUCUGAAGGCCAAAUGUGUGAAUUAGAUCCAUCGAUAAUAAAUGUGGUGGACCUCGAUGUGCCUGCGGACAGCCUCACCUUCACUGUGAGCCAGCAACCGCGCCAUGGGAUGAUCAGAAGUGGGAUGCACGGGAAUGACGUUGUUCUUUACAAGCGACCGCCCCUCAAUGAUCAGGAGCUCCCUGUGCAUGACUUCACCAUGGAUCAGCUGAUGCAUGGCUUGAAGCUGAUGUAUGUGCACGAUGACUCUGAAAGCACGGCUGACAAAUUCACUGUUCAGUUGUCUGAUGGAAAGCAUAAGGUCCGCAAAGUAAUUUCAGUCCAGGUUCUUCCAGUGAAUGACGAGCGGCCAUUUUUGAGCAGAAACAAUGGACUGGAGGUAGAAAUGGGCGAUAUCAGAAUAAUCUCCAGCAUAGCAUUGGAGGCUGAAGAUAAAGAUACUCCAAAGCAGCACCUUUAUUAUGUGAUGGACAGUGUCCCCAAACACGGAGUGCUCCAGCUCAAGGAAAGCAUGGAGUGGCAAGGCCUGUACCCUGGCAUGAACUGCAGUCAGGAAGACAUUGACAUGAACCGACUGAGAUAUGUGCACACAGGAGCGAUUGGCACAAAGGGCCAAGACCGCUUUCAUUUCCACCUCAUGGAUGGCGAGAACACAUCGCCACAGCAACAUUUCCACAUCUCCAUUCGAAACAUUGAAAAGGGUGAAAUUGCAGUUUUAACAAAACCACUCACCAUUGUCAAGGGGGACCGAGGUAUUUUGACUACAGCUGUUCUUCUUGCUUCCGAUGGCACGAGCAAAUCUGAGGAGCUGCUUUAUAUCAUUAUAAUCCCACCAAAUUAUGGACAAAUAGAAUAUGUCAACUACCCUGGAGUAGCAAUAACCAGCUUUAGUCAGAUGGAUGUAGCAGCUCAGACAGUUUCUUACACUCACAGGAGCAAGGCUGUGACCAUCAGAGACUCACUGAGAUUCAUUGUCAGCAACGGGCUGUCCACAAGAAACGGAACUCUAGAUAUCGUCAUUGAAAAUACGGAUCGCCUGCUCCCCGAGCUGUCCAAAAACAAAGGGAUCAGAUUGGUGGAAGGUUCCAUGAUGUCCAUUUCGCCGGAUGUGUUACAAUUAUCCGACGCUGACUCUCCACCACAGAAUCUCACGUACAUCGUUACUCAACACCCUCAGUAUGGACAACUGUACUGUAAAGGGGCAGCUCUUCACCAACAUAACUUCACGCAGUUGGAUGUCAACAACAUGGAUGUCGCUUACAAACACAAUGGAGGAGAUUCGCAGAUUGACAAGUUUAUGUUUGUUGCCACUGAUCUAACUAAUCGUGGCUUUCUGAUUGAUGGGAAAUUGCAAAAUGAUCCAAUUGUCUUCACAAUUGAGGUGGACCAUGUGGACAAGGAUGCUCCAAAAAUAGUUUACCUACAGUGUCCUUCAAAUGUCAAAGUCUUCAAAAAUGGUCAAUAUGGAAUCUACAUUUCCUUUCGAGAAUUGAAAGCAUCAGACAUGGACAGCAAGGAUGAGGAGCUAAUUUUUCACAUUCUACGUCUUCCACACUUUGGUUACCUGGAAAAUGUCACCACUGGAGGAUUCAUUCACGAUAAUUUCACACAGCAAGACCUGAACAGCAAGACCAUCAUUUACAUUAUCGCCCCCUCCUCAGAAGUGACGUCAGAUAGUCUGGAGUUCCUGGUUUCAGAUCCCACAGGAAAUUCAGCUGCCCCUCAAACGCUUGAAUUCAAAUGGUCUCGUAUAGAAAUGCUAGUUUCAGAGUACCAGGUGUGCGAGGAUGCUGGUGUAUUCUCUGUGAAAGUCAUAAGAACUGGAUACUUGGCGGAAUCUUCUUUUAUUGGUAUUAAGGUUAAUAGCAUCACAGCCACUGUUGGAAAGGAUUUUACUCUAAAUUCUGUCAACCUGCUUCAAUUUGAUCCAGGUGUAUCAGUGAAGAGCUGGAAUAUAGUAAUUGCCAAUGAUAGAUUGGAGGAAAAUGAGGAAAAGUUUGAAGUAUUACUUGUAUCUCCAGUGAAUGCAGUUCUUGGUACCAAGACAAAAGCAUUGAUCAAAAUCAUUGAUGCAAGAGGAGGUAAAACUCUUGAAAAUUCUAAUCACCUGAUGUGUAAAGUCCAAGUCACUUGUCAUUUGCCGUGUUCCAUAUUCUUUCUUUCUUGUGUUUUAGGAGGUUGUGGAGUUACAAUCGGUAAAAGUGAAGAGAAUCUGCCAGUCAAGGUGUUCAGUGACAGGGUUUCCCCAGAUGUUGCAAUCCUACCAAAUCUUGGAAGUGACCCUGUCCACGUUAAAGAAAUCCCAGUCACUUACUUGCACAAAGAACCGAAGCAGCCUCAAAGAGAUGUGUCACAGGAAUUCCCUCAGCAGCCUAUCCCCAAGAAGAAACUCGCAGUGAUAAGAAAUAAGAAAAUGGAUUAUUCAACCAUUGCUUUUGGAAAACGAUGCACUCCCAUCCUCAAAGGUCUCCUAUUCUAUGAUGAAAGUGACCAGAAACUGAUUCGAUGUAACGGAGUUUCUUGGAAGUCUUGGAAUCUGACAUUUGAGGAACAAAAUGCCAAAAGGUGUCCCUUUGGUUGGACCUUCCACAACAAUCACUGCUACUAUCUGAACACUGAGCACAAGGCAACCUGGACACGAGCAGCUCGAGCCUGCAAGGAGAUGCACCAUGGCAACCUUGUGAGUGUCAUCUCAAAACAGGACAUGGAGUGGCUGUGGGAUUUCAGUGGAAGGCGGCCUUUCUGGAUUGGCCUCAGUGACAGGAUCAGGCCAGGCAAAUGGGAUUGGGCUGGAGGAGAGCAAGUGUCAUUCACAAACUGGAAGCGAGGUUUCCCACCUGCAUUAAGGAAGAAAGGCAAGAACUGUGUCCUGGUGCGGAGAAGAGGAAAGUGGCAAGUGAAAAACUGCAAGCGGGGCAAGCCACAUUACUACAUGUGCGUCAUUCAUUAAUAAAUCAACGGUUAUUCAUGUUGGUGUCAAUAUAUGCACGUUGUAAUCAUAUAGUAUUUAUUUACUACAUUUGGAAGGGCACCCAAUACAGCAUUUAUAUUUUUACUGGUCUUAUCAUGGAUCUUGGAUACAAAUUGUAGCAGAAUAUAGAAAUGCAAUCAAAUUAGUUGUAACUAAUCGUAAUGCAUUAUACAAUGUAUUUCCCAUCAAUAAUUGUAAAGGAAGUAGAUAUUGGCUUAUACCGAAGAUAGACAUAAUACUGGAGUAAUUCAGCUGGUCAGGCAGCAUCUCUUGAGAAAAAGGAUGGGUGACAAUUUGAAGUAACCCCUGCAUUCUGUCUCUUUCCUCCCCCCCCCAACGUAGUCGUCCUACUAGUUCCCCUGUUUGCGUCCCUGUAUUCCUUCGAUAUCACCUCUUCCCCAGGCAAAAAUAGGUCCUUAAGGCUCCACCCUAACUUGGUCAUCUAUUACUGGCUCUGAUUAGUUCUGCCUUUUUCCUACCUCUAGCCGCCCCCCCCACCCCCCACCACCACUCUACAUUCAGUCUGGAGGAACGGUUCUGACCCAAAAUGUCACCCAUCCUUUUUCUGUAGAGAUGCUGCCUGACCGCCUGAGUUACUCCAGCACUUUGUGCCUAUGCCAGCAAUAAUUUUUGAAUUAAAUUGCUGGACCAAUUUUGGAUUUACUGGACCAAUUGUGAAAUUUAGUUGGGGAUUGUUCUUGACAGAUUUUCAACAUGUUUUAUUCUCAAUUAUUACAUAAGAGAUGUAUACAUUAACACAUGAGAACUUGUGAGGGUCAUAAAAGGCACAGUGGGGAUACAUUUGAGUGUGGCCAGUAUUUGAACAGUUUACUAAUAGUUUUAAUAAGCCACAUUCACAGAUGAGUUCCAUCCCUUCCAUAAGGUCUUUAAAGCAUGAAUCGCAUGUGGUGCUCUGACAGUGAUUUAUAUUUCCAGGUCAGUAACUUGGUGUGUAACUAUAAAACUGUACAGUGCCUGGUCAUAACCAUCACUGACACCCUUACUGCAGCCAGAAUAUCGAGACCUAUGUUUUUUACAGUUCUAUCUUCUUCUUCUUGCGUCCGGCAUGCACAGCCUAAAGUUGCAGGACAACUUGUUCAAUUUGAUCUUAUUUGAUUGCAUUCGUCGAAACAGGGCGGACCAUGUGAAGGUUGCAAUCUUUCCACCCCUGCAGUUCCAUAAACAGUCAGGGAGACUCAAUUAUUAUUUUCCCUCUUUCCUGUAAUCAUACGUAUAUCUAGGAAAACACAUUUAUUUAUUGGUGCAUAAAUAUAUCAUUUUUAUCACUUGACAUUGCAAACGUUCCUGUCGCAAGACGUCAGAUCACACUGAACCAUUCACCGCUGCGUAUUUUCUGCACCUUUGGGCACACAUUUUUUUCUGAUAAGAGGUGAUAAAUCAGGAGUCAUGAAAGCGCAAUUUUUGAUGAUGGUUUUGCCGCAAGUGACGCGGUGCACCAGGAUUAGUUCCCGGGAUUACACUUAGUAUUCUGUAAAACUUCCCAUACAUGACACGCAAGAGCCAAUACAAUCCAAUCCUAUCAAAAACCAGGGGUGGCACCAAAUCUCUGCUACCUAGUCUCUACAAAGAUGCAAUCAAAGAACAAAUUAUCCAAUGAAGGAUUGUUUUAACGCGUCUGUUCAAUAACUUCAGUGUCUGUCAGAGUUUUGCAAGUAACCUGUCUCCACUUUUCUUUAAGCAGAAUUUAUGUAAUCUGUAUCCUAAAGCCAAUGUCUCUAAUUCAAUGACUAUUUUUUAUUAUUUUCCAUUUUUCGUAUAUUUAAAUAAAAUUUUGAUGAAC
Messenger RNA from Leucoraja erinaceus (little skate), 8773 nucleotides. RefSeq names its product Fras1 related extracellular matrix 1a (gene frem1a). Gene Ontology annotation, cellular component: membrane. Lineage: Eukaryota; Metazoa; Chordata; Chondrichthyes; Rajiformes; Rajidae. The transcript is spliced from 34 exons. The record is from RefSeq and is a predicted model, not a curated record. Gene Ontology annotation, biological process: cell communication. Bases 544 to 6951 code for a protein of 2135 amino acids.